Molecule: messenger RNA, 1629 nt
Organism: Cyphellophora europaea CBS 101466
Lineage: Eukaryota; Fungi; Ascomycota; Eurotiomycetes; Chaetothyriales; Cyphellophoraceae
Exons: 2
Coding region: 1-1629 (542 amino acids)
Biological process (GO): mitochondrial respiratory chain complex I assembly
Cellular component (GO): mitochondrion
Molecular function (GO): protein-arginine omega-N symmetric methyltransferase activity
Source: RefSeq, a predicted model, not a curated record
AUGCGACAUGCCUCAAUCCUGGGACGGCGAUUGAGCCAAGUCACGAGCAGCGUGUCCCCUCGCUUUACUCGACUGGCAUUCGCCAAUCCAUCAAGAUUCACACCGACCGGUGGGCGACAGCGACGAUGGAACUCCGACACUUCAUCAUCUGAGCGCUCUGAGCCUGGGAAGUCACCUUCUUUUCCAGCGCGACAGUGGUCAACACCUCUAGCGAAGAUCAUUGCAGAUGCUGUCGAGGUGACUGGUCCGAUAUCCCUCUCGGCCUACAUGCGCCAAUGCCUCACCUCCGAGUUGGGCGGCUACUACACCUCACAGCAUACUUCGGCAGAUCAAUUUGGCAAAAAGGGAGACUUCAUCACAUCUCCGGAAAUAUCACAGGUGUUCGGAGAACUGGUGGGAGUUUGGUUCCUCAGCGAGUGGAUGGCCCAGCAACGACCGCAGGCUGGUGUCAGUUUCAUUGAGCUGGGACCCGGUCGAGGCACCUUGAUGAGCGAUAUAUUGCGGACAGCAUCUCAGUUCAAAACUUUCGUCGGCAGCAUAGAAGAGGUAUGGAUGAUUGAGGCAGGCGACGCAUUGAGGCAGAGUCAGUGUGAACUGCUCUGCGGCAGCAACGAAAUGGUAGAGAAGCAUGGAGACAUCGAUGGCAAAAAAUGGACUUGGUGGGAGGCAGAGUCAAAGGACGACUUUGGCGGCGUUACCGUGAAAUGGGUCGAAGAUGUUGUUCUCCUACCACCUCACCAGUCUACAGUAACGCCCUUCAUCAUCGCUCACGAGUUCUUUGACGCCCUGCCGGUCCAAGUAUUCGAGUCUGUCGCUCCAGCUCCGGAGGAAGACCGCCAACCUCAGCUCCUCGACAAGGCUGGCCGCCCAAUGGUGCAGCCCAGCAGUGCCAGCAAGACACCGCAGUGGCGGGAGCUACUCGUCACAACAACUAAACGCAAGCUUGAGAUCAAAGACAUGCUCCGCACCGAAGCUGAAGCAGAGCGUGAUCACGCCAAAGCCAACGAGUCCCAAGAUGACUUUCGCCUAACAUUGGCCCACGCAAGCACGCCGGCUUCGCUGGUCCUCCCCGAGCGUCCUCGCUACCGACACCUCAAGUCGCAGGUCGGAUCUCGAAUCGAGAUCUCUCCCGAUUCAGCACGUUAUGCUAGUGCCAUCUCACAGCUUAUUGGCAACCAAUCCAAACCUGCUGGCGCAGCUCUUGUCAUUGAUUACGGUCCAGCAGAUACUGUGCCCGUCGAUUCAUUGCGUGGCAUCAGGCAGCACACCAUCGUCUCACCGUUCAAGCACGCCGGCCAAGCAGACUUGAGUGCGGAUGUUGAUUUCACUGCUGUCGCUGAUGCGGCCUUGGAGGCAUCAGAAGGCGUCGAAGUGCAUGGGCCAGUGGAGCAGGGUAUGUGGCUUCAGCAGCUUGGAAUUCAAGAACGCGCCGCGAGGAUCGUGAAGGCGAUCGUUGCCGAAAAAUCGAAUGACAUGGAGGACCGAAUCAAGACUUUUGAAUCUGGCUGGAAACGGUUGGUCGAAGCGGGACCUAGGGGCAUGGGCAAGGCUUAUAAAGUCAUGGCCAUCGUGCCCGAAGGAGGUGGCAAGCGACGACCUGUGGGGUUUGGUGGCUCUGUUGUAGGGUAG